AUGGCAGAAAAAAUCUUAUUCCCGUUAUUUGCGCCGCCGCAGCUCCUUCCCGCCUCUCACCGGCCCCCCACCGAAAUCCGUUUCUCCCGGUGGAACAACUCGAAAUUCCGCCGUGAGCGUGAGCCUCAGGUACAGAAAGAGCUCGAGGACAAACGCCGCUUCGAAAAACGAUUCGAUUCCGCCCUCACAAUCGCACAUAACUACAACCCUGCCCCUCCCCUCCCCACCACCUCCAAAUCCACCGGCACCCCGUCGGCCCCUUCCUCCCCUUCCAUCCCCGGAAAAGCUUCCAAGUACUCCAAAAAACCCCACCCCGCCUUCAAGCCCCGCAAAACCAGAGUUGAAGAAGACGAAAAUAAUGAAAAAAAUCCAACUCAAAACCAGAACCAAAAAAAUUCAGCUGGCCUCAGUUUUAGAAUCGACGAGAAUGGAGUUUCUUAUGAGAUGCCUGAGGCCCCCUUCUUGUAUCAGUAUAGUUAUACGGAGACACCUAAGGUGAAGCCAGUGAAGCUGCGUGAGCCGCUGGUGUCCCCAUUCGGACCUGACACCAUGUCAAAACCAUGGCUGGGCCGGAGGCCGAUGCAGCCCAGCAAGAAAAAGCUUCCGGAAUUCGACUCAUUUAAUCUGCCACCGCCUCAUAAGAAAGGGGUGAAGCCAGUCCAGGCUCCUGGGCCAUUUCUUCCUGGUUCUGGUCCCAAAUACGUUCAGUCCCGGGAGGAGAUCCUUGGGGCGCCUUUGACUAAGGAUGAAAUCGAGGAGCUCAUGAAUUCGUGUAAAAAGACUAACCGGCAAUUGAAUAUCGGAAGAGAUGGCCUAACACAUAACAUGUUGGACAAUAUACAUGCUCUUUGGAAGCGAAGAAGAGUCUGUAAAAUAAAAUGCAAGGGUGUAUGCACUGUGGAUAUGGACAAUGUGUGUGAACAAUUGGAGGAAAAAACCGGAGGGAAAAUUAUAUACAACAGAGGCGGUGUCGUAUACCUUUUUCGUGGAAGAAACUAUAACUUUAAAUCUCGACCAAGCUUUCCUCUUAUGUUGUGGAAGCCCAUUUCCCCAGUGUACCCAAGACUGGUUAAACGAGUUCCCGAGGGUUUGACUUUGGAAGAAGCAAGUGAUAUGCGAAAUAGAGGUCGUCAUCUAUCACCAAUAUGCAAGCUUGCAAAAAAUGGAGUUUACUGUGACCUUGUGAACAAUGUCAGGGAGGCGUUUGAAGCCUGUGAGCUAGUGAGGAUCGAUUGUCAGGGACUGAACCCGAGUGACUACAAAAAAAUAGGUGCCAAACUCAAGGAUCUCGUACCUUGUGUUCUAUUAUCAUUUGAACAAGAACACAUGCUUAUGUGGAGAGGACGCGAUUGGAAGUCUGUGAUGGAACUGGGCGAGAGCCGAACGAGUUUGCAGCAAGGAACGAACAAUGUUAAAGCUAGCGAACUAUUAGCACCAUCAUCCCCUACUGUUCCAAGCUCUAUUGACAAGGAGAACAUUUUCGAAACAAGGUUAAAGCCUUUGUCUGCAAGCUUUAGUGGUGAGGAUAAUUUACAAGCUCCCAAUCAAAUAGUUGAGAGCGAUACUAUGGAAAACAAUGGAAGCGGUGAAACUGCAUUCAGCAUCUCCCCAGUGGUUUCCUUUGAGCGGUUAAACAGCACAAACGAGCAAAUGAAUUCCAGCAUGCCCUGUACUGAAGGAAUUCUAUUGCUCAGAGAACAAGCUGUCGAAAGUGGGAUGGCAUUUUUGUUGGAUGAUCGUACCUUAGAUGCCGAUACUGUUUUUAAGGAGUCUGUCGCUUUUGCCAAGACUGCUCCGGCCGGGCCUGUCUUUAGAUGGCGGCAUAAGGAGAAGUUAGCUGCAGCUGCUGAAGAAAACAAGGAACAAGAUUGCGACGGUUUAGAUGGAGCUGUUUUAGGGAUGCAAUCCACCGUUUCUGUGAGGAGAAAUGAAAGAAAGACUGAUAUAAAUGAGAAUAUGAAAGAAAUUAAAGCAGAUUAUCUCAACGUAGUUGGUCAAGGAAGCCUGGGUGUUGAUGAACUUGCCAAAUUACUAGCUUGA
Striga hermonthica is the source of this 2040-nucleotide messenger RNA. NCBI's taxonomy places the organism in Eukaryota, Viridiplantae, Streptophyta, Magnoliopsida, Lamiales, Orobanchaceae. The record is from the annotation of a GenBank genome assembly.